AUGCUGCUCCCAUGCACAAACCCACCACUGGGCGACGGCGUGGGUGAAGGAGGAGGUGGUGAUGAACCAGGCCCGCCGGCUGGAGGAGGUGGUGAUGAACCAGGCCCGCCGGCUGGAGGAGUAGAUGAAGGAGAUGGUGCAGUCGUCGAAGGUGGAGACGGACCGGGUGAUCCCUCCGGCGAAGGAGGCGCAGGUGGUGAGAUAGCCGGGCCUGGGCUCAGUGAAGGAGUGGCCGCUGGUGGAGGUGACGAUACCGGCGAGGUAGUCGGGGAUGGUGAACUUGAGGUAGUCGGGGACGGCGAAAUUGAGGUAGUUGGGGAUGGCGAAAUUGAGGUCGGUGGGGUUGCCAUAGUUGUUGGGGGAGUGGCGGUGGGGGGCGUUGCGGUGGAGGGGGGAGACGCUGGAGAGGUGGAGGGGGACUGA
Molecule: messenger RNA, 423 nt
Organism: Vitis riparia (riverbank grape)
Lineage: Eukaryota; Viridiplantae; Streptophyta; Magnoliopsida; Vitales; Vitaceae
Product: circumsporozoite protein-like
Exons: 1
Coding region: 1-423 (140 amino acids)
Source: RefSeq, a predicted model, not a curated record